CUCUACUGAGGGAAAUGCCGACCCUCUUCAUCGCGGUUCAGUGCUUCCAAUGUUCCACCAUGCAGGUUAAGCAGCAGAAGAAGAGAAGCAACAAGUGGGUCUGCGUGGUCUGCAACCAGAGGCAGUCGGUGCGGCGGAUCCAUGCCCAGGGCCCCCUCGCCCGCGACCUCCGCCACUUCGUCCAGGCCUUCAACACGUCCCGAUCGGACGGGCCCCAUCCGAUCCCGCCCCCAUCGGAGGGCUCCCGCUCUCCGAUGGCGGCCGCGGAGCACCGCGGUGGGGCGAAUCGGGGGAAGAGGAGGAUGGAUUGGACCGAGUACUUGGAUCUCCAAGAGAACAAAGGCGAAGGAGGCGGUGGAGACGAGGAGCCGGACAUGGUGACGGAAUUGCCCCCUAAAAUGUGUAGACAUCCCUUCCCGAAACGCCCUCCGACCGCUGGAAACGAAAACAAGCGUCUGAAGCCAAAUUUCCCGAAGAAAAAGAAAGAUGCGGCCCAUCCCCAAGAUAGCAUUGGAUCCAAGGGAGGCGGUAUAUCCGUCGCAAUGAAAGGACGGUCGAGAUGGAGCGAAUACUUGGAGGAAUUUGAUGGGUGCUCCCAAGGAGAGGAAUUUUCCAAUCCAACUGGUGGUCUGGAACCUUGGGGUGGAAGAGAGAAUCUGUUACCAGAUAUGAGAGUGGAGGAGGAAGUCCACCCCGACUUCCAGUAAUGACUUAAAGUUUCUACAAGAUGUGUUCUUUCCUGGCUUACACGACUCGUUGCUUUGUUCGAGAGAGGUGAUUGCUAAUGCUUUUUGAAAUUAAUUCUGCUCUAUCACUUGGACGUGGAAGCAGCAAUUCAGUGGAGAUAACGUAGCUCGGAUACCCAUCAAGGAGCGGCCUAAGGAAGGAUUUUUCUAUCAUGGUGGUAUUGUUAUUAUUGUUGCAUGUUAAUAUUGUGUAUGCUUGGAUGCUUGCACUGUAUGCCCAAUUGGUUCAUUUGUUUUGACGUAUAGGUGCAUAAUGCUUUAUGCAAUUUCAAAUCUGUUUCAUUUGUGGGGUUUGUUAGCUUCCUAUAUGUCAGACAGACACAAUAUCUAUACGUCAUUGUUUUAUCCGCAGAUAUUAAACUAUAUUGAUUCAUUUCAGAAGUCCUCUAACCUAUGACUUUAGAAAAGAUAAGGUUGCCAAUGUACCGCCUUUUGAAAAUUCUCAGAAAGAAAUUGAGUUCAAGCCUUCGUAAACACAAGGGAUAUUUUCGAUCUUGUUGAAUCAAUAUGGUUAUUUUCGAUUUAUGUCAGUAACAAAUUUGUGUCAAGCCUUUAUAAUAAAUUUAUGUCAAGUCUUCGUAAACAGAAGGAAUAGUUUCGAUCUUGUUGGAUGUAUUUAUAUUAAAAUAGUAUGACUCUUUUGCCUCAUAAAAAAAAAAA
This is a messenger RNA of Elaeis guineensis (African oil palm), 1406 nucleotides long. NCBI's taxonomy places the organism in Eukaryota, Viridiplantae, Streptophyta, Magnoliopsida, Arecales, Arecaceae. The record is from RefSeq and is a predicted model, not a curated record.